Lingula anatina is the source of this 924-nucleotide messenger RNA. Its product is annotated as medium-chain acyl-CoA ligase ACSF2, mitochondrial. Lineage: Eukaryota; Metazoa; Brachiopoda; Lingulata; Lingulida; Lingulidae. The record is from RefSeq and is a predicted model, not a curated record.
AUUUGCCGUAAGUCCGUAUACAGGUUAUGGUAUGGAGAAACUGGCGAACCAAAAUCAAGUAUCCGAAAGCUAUGUCCAUGUGCCCGGACAGACCCCCUUCAGUCAUGCCUCUUUCCCUGACCAAUUGGACGGGCAGGCACAGAAACACCCGGACCGCGAAGCUUUAGUUUUCUGGGAAACUGCCGCCAGAAGACGAUCGUUGUCAUUUGGGCAGUGGCGCGAGAAAUCGCUACACCUGGCGGCGGUGUUCUUGCGGCUUUCAAUACGGUCACAGGAGCGCCGUGCCCUCCUGGUUGCUCCUAACUCUCUGGACUAUGUUGUCGUCGUGAUGGCUCUGGCACGAUUAGGCGUUAACGUCAUUCUACUGAAGUAUGGUACCACUUCGCAGGAGAUUGAUGAAACCAUGAAAAAAUAUCGCUGCAACGCGUUGAUCUAUCAACUAAGCGCUGGCCAAGAAGACCCGUAUCAAUUGCGUCAGGAUUCAACAGACCCUGCGUCACACGAGCAGCACGUGAUCUUCAUCACCCUAGGUGACGUCACAAGCAGCAGCCACGAAGUGCACCGCUACUGUGACCUCACGCGGUGUGAGGUGAGUGAGGAGGAGAAGGCAAGGGUACUGGCGCUCCAAACCGAGAUUCAGAUGGAAGAUGCUCUGCUGGCAUUCAUGACGUCAGGGAGCACGGGGAAUCCUAAAGCGGUCCAGGCCAAUCACUUCCAGUUUGUACAGGCAACUCUAACAGCGUACGCUGCUCACAGACUGACAGACAGUAGUAGGUCAGUGUAGCCAAAACUGAAGUCUAUAUAGUAAAAAGACGCUUAUUUUACAAUACUAAAAUCUUAAGCAAGUGUCCAUGGGGAAAAGAAAAUUAAAACCAUAGUUUGUUAAAAAAGAAAAAAAAAAUUGCGAAGAACUCCUUUGAGUCG